CAGGGCAUUGGCACCACGAAAUGUAGCAAUGACACACGGAAGUAAGCUAAAUGAUACCAUAUGAAAAAUAAGCUCCCAUUGAACUCGGCAAUGCAGUAGUUCCGCAUAGGACAAUCCGUUCGACAGUCCUCGUUGACCAUCCAGAUAGUAUUUAUCGUUCUGCCAUUUCAGUUCGUUCAUGUUUAAAUUUAAAAAUAUCGCGUACAAAUUAAACAAUGAGCGAUCCGAACAGGAACAUGGAAGAAAACACGAAAUCUGGUAUAAAAACCAAAUGGUGGGGAGCCAUGUGCACACCACAAUGUUGCGGUUGCUCCAUCAAAUACGUUGUAAGUAUUCCAGGCCUCUUACGGCUUCUUAAUAUCGCACUUGGAUUCAUCUGCCUUGGCCUCUGGCUUCCUGGCUAUGAGGAUGAAUUUACUGGCCAGCGCAUCAACUCAAAUGGGGAAACGGAUCGAGGAUAUGGAAUUGGGUGGAAACGAGAAGCUCUCAACCAGUUUGUUCUGGCAGCAAUCCUCAUCAGCCUUGCGACGUCGAUCGCUGUGUUGGUUGGGAUCGUUGUGGUCAGAAAUGCGGCGAACGAUUGGGUCAGAUUGAACAAGUUCGUGCAUCUUUUUGUCUUUGUGCUCCUCUUCAUGGGAAGCGUCGCGGGGGCCUGUGGGGUUUGGUACUUCAACGAGAACUGCUGUCAUGUGGAGAUGGAGGUGGACAUGACGGGGUUAAUGUUUUCGUUGGCAGCAAAGGAAAACAAUUAUUUCCGCCAUUGUCACUGUUACCUCACGAGAUAUCUAAAUCUGGGGGAUAAGUUUGUUCCCUCAGCUAAAGAAACAAUGCUGUAUGAUGCAUUAAGACAUCCAGACGUCUCGCAGUUCAAUCAGAGAUGGUCGUUUUCUGCACACCACUUGAGUCAACAUGUCGCAACUAUUUUCAUCAUGUCGCUGAACGACAUUAUCUAUCUUCUUGGCUCACGCUUUACAAAUCCAAGGCGAAACCAAAAAAUUUCCAUGACAUGAUGCAAAUGAGGAGUGUAGCGGUAAUUUAAAGAGCUUAUGUCCAUUUGAGUUUUAUUUCGGACUUCAAGAGAUUUUUUAAAUACCGACAAUAUGUGUCAUGUGUAUGUCAUGCUUACAACUCACCCUAUCACCACAAUCGCACCACCAUAACUGAAAGAGAUUUGAUGUCAUGUACUUAUUAAUUUGACCUGAUUAAUCACCGAACUUAUUUUUUGCAAUAAUAAAAUGUGUGCUUUCAAACGAGUUAUAAAUAUA
Folsomia candida is the source of this 1265-nucleotide messenger RNA. RefSeq lists its product as uncharacterized. The transcript is spliced from 4 exons. The record is from RefSeq and is a predicted model, not a curated record. NCBI's taxonomy places the organism in Eukaryota, Metazoa, Arthropoda, Collembola, Entomobryomorpha, Isotomidae. Bases 216 to 1010 code for a protein of 264 amino acids.